CAUGUUUGAUGAAACCGUGUUUGUUAUUGCAUCAGCCAAAACAGCACAGCACAUGACACAAGUGUUAGCCAGCUGUAGGACAGUCUUAUACUAACAGCAAACCGAAUCGUGUAAUAUCUUGAGUUCAUUGAGCGAAAUUGAAAAUUAAAUUUGAAUUUGUGAAUCAAAGUUGUAAUAUUUUUUUGGGCAAAUUACAUAUAUCUCAAUCUCAAUAAUUAGAGAAGUAAAUUGAUAACAUUGUAUAUCAUUUAUCCAGAUUAUUUCAAAAUUCUGAUAAGAUUUAAAUCAACGAAUAUUGUAACGGUUGUGUGCAGUUAAAUCGUUUAGUGAAAACACACGAAUAUAAAAAAUAAUAAUUUUCGAAUUGCAUUCGAUUCAGAUAAUCAUUAUAAAUGGCGAAUUGGGAAUAUCCGUUCACUGAACACUGUUAAUUCUAUUUUAAGAGAAUCUCAUCUUAAAUUUCAUUGAAGUCUUGUAUUGAAAAAAGGGUAAAAACUGAGAGCGCCCUAUUACGAAAUUGUGUAAUUGUAACAUUGACGUGUAUUAAAAGCGUCGAAAAAAAAAACUUAUCAAAACAGUAAAUAAGAAAAAUUGUGAGUUGAGCAAAUAGUCUAGUGCUUCUUGAAUCAAAUAAGAAAACUAAAGUGAUUGUCGAUUUGAGUGACAUCACAAACGCAUACAAUUGACGAUUUAAUCAUAAACAAUAAACAGACUUGUGGGAUCAAGUGAAAUUUCAUCGAAAAACACUAUGCAACAUUGUGCAGAACCUAUCAUUUCCUAUCCAUCAUCAAUUCAGUCGGUUAUUUGUGCGUGUGUUCAAGUUAUUUUGUGGACUGUAUCAAUUUAUUGUGCGAUUAUUUGUGAUCGAAUCGGUGACUUGAUGUACUCAUUUAAAUUGCGAUUGCUAAAGAAAAAGCAUCAGAUGUACGGACAUUUGCAUGGUGUUAAUUUGAAAAGUGGUGUUUUUAUGCGCAAACAUUUGAAUAAUAAAAAGAACUUUCGUUGGCAUUCGAAUCAUUUUGUUUGUGGUAAUACGAGAACAACAACUACUGUACUGAGAAAUAUGUGGAACACCAUGUCAGUCAUGAUGAGUGGUAAGUUUGAUGGCAUUCAUCGAAUGACCAAAAUACUAGGCGAACAUGUAACUUAACACGUACAUUGGAUAGAAAGUUUUAUUUUUUGUUUGUUGGCUUUUGCUACUUGCUUCGGUGAGACGACGCGAAACAAAGAAAAACCAAAAAUAGAGUUAAAUCCAAAUUGAAAUGAAAUUUUCGGAUGGAACAGUGGUCUCGCUAUUGAAAGCGACCAGUGAACAAGACAACAAAUGAAACGGUUAUAUAUCACACACAAUCGAUGUUCGGUGUGAAGCGGGGAGAACAAAACAAUUUCUCGGAAAACGGAUGAUUCAUCGCCAAUAAAAUCGGUACAAAUACAACAAUAAACACCGCACAUCUGACCGAGACGUACAAUAAACAAACGCUGAACACAUGGAAAAUGUGCGUUCUCAAAUAGACAACACAAUAUACCAUACACAUGCAUGACUAUGUUGAUACACGUAAUCGCAAACUCGACUCGUGAUUGGCUCAAAAUGACGUGAUGACGCUCGCGAUUCGUUUCAACUGAAUUGGAAUGUGUUUUUGUGUACUUGUUGAACCAUCUGUGUGCGCAUGUAUUUUUAUGUGCUGUGCUGAGCCAAAGCGGUGAAUGUGCUAGGUCGUGUGCCGAAAAGUUACAACACAAAAUCAUUCGUUUGAGUUAUAAAUUCAUUGUUGAAUUGAACAGUUGUGCUCGUAAAAGCAAGCUGCAAACUAAAUAAAAUUUCAAUAAUAUCAAAGUGUUCACACCGAGAAAGUGAAAAUCACUUGCAGACGAAAAUAAGAAACACUCGAGAAGAGUACAUUUCACGCGAAUACGGGUGUUGUCAAUCGUAAUUUCAUCACCGAGCUAUAUAUUGUGUGUGUGCUACAUAUUCCUUGGAGCGCUAAUUGAAUCGCGGCUUUUUGUGUGCGAUUUAGUUUUUUCGUGCUAUUACCAAGCGAUCAAAGUUGAGGCAACGGUGCCCGACUUCUUAUUUUUUGCGAGCUUUUUAAAGCUUUAAAAAUUACCUACGAACUAAACGGAGAAUUAUAUGUAAGUAUCCGUAGUUUUUAAGCAGAAAAACUUGUGUGUGGGUUAAUUAAAAUCCGUAAAAAAAAGAGAGAAAUCGAACCGACAGUUGUAUCUUAUGUUCAAUUGUCCACUUUGUGGCAAAACCAUCUCUGCCCAUCGAAUCGAUGCCAUUCUUUAGAAUAUACAAAUUAAUCAUCAACUCAAAUCUAAUCAAAUCAAAUCUAAUCAACUCAAAUCUAAUGAAACCCAUUUUUUUCCAACAUCUUUUUUUUCUGAAUCAACCAAUUAUCUAUUUCCAGCAUAAUUAUUUUCUCUCUAUUUUUUCGUAUUUGAAUGAGAACUCAGAAUUGAUUCCAUUCUAUCGAUAGUUUUGCCCCGAACUGAAUGAACUUGAACAAAAACGAUUUUUUUUUGUUUGCAAUCAAACACUUUGAAAUAUAUGUGAAAAUUAAGAACAUUUAGUUCUUCUGCUGAAUACAAGACAGUGUGUUUUUUUUUUCAAUUCAAAUAAAUCAAUAGACAAUCAUUUUUUGUGUCAGUGUUUUUCAAAAAUCAAUAAAAAAAACAAUAACCGAAACUUUGCUGCUGUUCAUCUUCCACGGAAGAGGGAAAAUGGCAAAUUCAAAAAAAAAAUAGACAGAAAAAGAGACGAACGUUUGCAUUAACAAAAGAAAACGGAGUAGAAAAAAAUAUUUUUUCCGAGAGCAGAUAUUUGGAAAACACUUGCAUGUGUAUCCUGAAAUGAGAAUUUGGAAAACGAUAACCACCAUCAACAGCAUUCAAUUUGAUUGUCUCUGUGUGAUUAGAACUUUGCCAGCGACCACAAAUAGUUUGACUUACAAAACAAAAGAAAUUGUUAGAAAUUGUAUAGAAAUGAUUUUCAUAACGUCCCGUUCAAAAUGUUUGCCACCAACGGAGCCAUCCCAACCUCAUGGGCUAUUAGUCAACUUUUCGCUAACAAAUACGAGCAACUAUCGCUAUCAAAACGAAGAACAAACGUUUAUUCAAACGCCAGCAACGAAUAUUGGAUUGUAUCAAACACAAAAUUGGAUAAGAACCGAUCGCCUUCUUUCGGAAGCAAAUUCAGUGAGUUUACCGCCGCCAACAACAACAACAACACCAGCAUCAUACACAAUGACGAAAACGAUGGACUCGUUUUUGGAUGCACACAACAAUACUGCGAUCCAAAACAGUAUGAUUGGGUUUGAUGAGUUAAUGACACCAAUAAUCGACCCAGAACUUGGUAUGAAGGACCACAUAAGUACAUGGAUUGACUCUUCACAUGAUCACUUAAACAUAAGUAAAGACGAUGAUUUCGCGUUCGAUGAGUCGGCAAUUGCAUUGCCGACCAUUUUUAAUUCACCACCAAAUUCAGUUCAAUCAUUUUCAUCGAACGACGACGCCGAUUGUUCAGCCAACAUUUUCCUAAAUAAUUCCGACGAUAUGAUCGAAACAGAGAAAUCAUUUGAUUUUGUCGAUGAACGAUUACAACAACCAAUGAAAAAUUCUCAAGACUAUUUAUAUGCGGGCCCAAUGGCUUUCCAUCGUGAAAUUGAAACGCUUGCCUACGAACAAAACUAUAACUCAACGAGUAAUGGUUACUUUGAUGAUAACGAAGACGAUAUGAUUAUGGAGGAAGUAACGCCAAUUGUGGGAAACGAUUUGAUGUUCAGCGAACGUCAAAUACCCCAAAUGGCAAUCAAAGAUGAAAUUAGGAACAAUGAUACGUAUGAUAUAAACAUGAAUGAGAAACCAGUGCACAAAGCGCGAGCAAAUUUAUUGGCCAGAAGAACAUUGAAUCAACCACAAAUACACCUUAAAAUUAAGAUGGGUACAGUCUUACCGAAUGGCAACAAUAACUAUAUCAUUGAGGAACCAGUCCCAAUUAACAACACUACAACACCGGCGGUCAUCUCCACGCCGCAACUUAUUAACGAAAUCUUGGAGAAGGAAUGCGAGGGAAAAUUUGACUUAAUUAAUUUCAUCGAUGCAGACAAUGAAAUUCCACAAACCGUCGAGAUGGUUGAGAUAAAUACUUCCAAAGAAAAUGUCGAGGAACAAGUUUCAAUAGCAAAAAUUGAACAGAUUUUGCCGACUCCAGUUGCAUCACCACAGAAUAAACACCACACCGAAUGCAACGAUGAAGUGGAUGACGAAAUUGAAACCAAACCGACACCAAUACCAGUUCGAGCCGUACGUGCAACAAAACGACGUGCAGCCACACGUACCCUCGAUUUUUCGGAAGUUCAACCAAAACGUUCACGUGGACGACCACCAAAAACCGAGCCAACCAUUCUGUCACCAUCAGAAAUCAAGCGACUUAGCUCAGCCGAUCUCAAGUACUACCAGAUGCGCAUCAAGAACAAUGAAGCAUCACGUCGCUCGCGUCUUAAUCGUAAAGGCAAAGAAGAGGCCCUCUUCGAUGAACACCAAGAACUCGAAGAACGAAAUACACAAUUGACCAUCCAGGACCUUGAAAUAGACAGACAGAUUCAAAAAUGGACGAAGCGUGUCAUGAAAUUGGCUGUAGUUUAAGUUCACCAUCGCAUCGAUGUAUUCAUUAAGCCUACCGUAUUCCGAGAUCAUAAGAAUAUUUAAGAACUUCCAUUUAAGUGACAAAACAAAACAAAAAUAUAAUCAAUAAAAUGAAUUAAUAAUUAUUUCUCUAAAUUAUAUUUCACAAUAUUUUGAUAAAAUUGGCUAAGAAUAAACAUUUUCAUUGAUCCUUCCGUUUUUUUUUCUAUUAAUCCAUAAAAGAUAUUCAUAAAAUAUUAAAACGAACAAAUGAAAAAAAAACUUUGAUUGUUAAAGUAGAUUUUUAGUUAUUAAUUGGCAAUUUAACCCAUAACAUUUAAGUUUUCACAAUACACACAAAAAAUAAGUUCAAUAAAGUAGAUUGUAAAAACACCAAAAAAACAAAA
Messenger RNA from Sitodiplosis mosellana (orange wheat blossom midge), 5030 nucleotides. RefSeq lists its product as uncharacterized. Gene Ontology annotation, biological process: regulation of DNA-templated transcription. Gene Ontology annotation, molecular function: DNA-binding transcription factor activity. The record is from RefSeq and is a predicted model, not a curated record. NCBI's taxonomy places the organism in Eukaryota, Metazoa, Arthropoda, Insecta, Diptera, Cecidomyiidae. Bases 2851 to 4644 code for a protein of 597 amino acids. The transcript has 5 exons.